Molecule: messenger RNA, 1000 nt
Organism: Calliphora vicina (urban bluebottle blowfly)
Lineage: Eukaryota; Metazoa; Arthropoda; Insecta; Diptera; Calliphoridae
Exons: 3
Coding region: 112-765 (217 amino acids)
Biological process (GO): intracellular signal transduction; cell surface receptor protein tyrosine kinase signaling pathway
Source: RefSeq, a predicted model, not a curated record
UGAAUUUUAAAUAUUUGUGUGCAAAUUUGUAAAAAAAUAACUUAAAAUAAAAAGAAAUUUAAAAACAUUUUUUUGAAAACUAUUUAGCGCGUUUUUUUUUGUCUGAUCGCAAUGUGUUGGUCGAUACGUGUCUAUUGGAUUGUUUUACAUAAUUUAUUCGCCAGAUUCUUUUCAAAUCUUGCCAAUACUUGCUCAUACUCCGAUACCACGCAUAUUUGUUGUUAUUGCUGUAGUCGAUGUGGUUGUUGUAAUUGUUAUAAACAUCAACAAAUGAGAAAUCUAUCAGAUGAUGAUGGUGAAUAUGAUCCGGUGGAGAAUGGUUUGAAUUUAAAUUCAAGUGAACUUCAUCCACAACAAACGUCUAGAAUACAACAUGAUUAUGUCAUAGUGGACGACAUAGAUGCCAAUUACCUACAAAUAGAGAAGAGAAAAAUUGAAACAGAACCUUUUUAUCGUACCAUAGAUCGUGCCACAGCGGAAGACAUAUUAUUGGGGAGAGAAGAUGGAACUUGCUUAGUAAGACCCUACAAAGAAACAGAUAUUUCUAUUAAAUACAUCGUCAGCAUUUAUGCAGAAAAGGAGUUCUUUCAUCUAUUCAUAAGACAAAUCAAGGGCCAGGAAUUGUUUGCCAUUGGCCAGGAGAAGGCAAAUGAGAAAUAUUUCAAUACACCCAAUGAUAUUAUAGAGUUUUACAAGCACAACAUUUUACAGUGUACCAAUAAACAAUGUAGUUUAAGUUUAGUCCUAAGACCGAUAAUAGUUUGAGAAGAGUAAAAUGGAAAGAAACACUCAGAAUUUGUACUGAAAUGAUCUCAGAUAAAAAUUGCUGUCUUAAACUGAUUACAUUUUAGAGAUUAAGAAAACGUUUAUUUUAUUUUUUUUGUAUUUUACGAAUACUUUAGAUUUAGGUAUACAGAUGCAUGUAUAAAUAUAAAAUUUUAUUUAUUUUAUUUGCAUAAUUAAUAAUAAAUAUUUACAGAAUUAUUAAAAAAUAUAAUAA